Molecule: messenger RNA, 937 nt
Organism: Penaeus monodon (black tiger shrimp)
Lineage: Eukaryota; Metazoa; Arthropoda; Malacostraca; Decapoda; Penaeidae
Exons: 4
Coding region: 23-814 (263 amino acids)
Source: RefSeq, a predicted model, not a curated record
GUCCCUCUCUGUGUUUGCAGAAAUGUUUGAGAAGGUCAAUGUCACACUCAGCACAGAGUUGGAGCCAGAUUACAAUGACACUGACACUGGCACGGAGACAGAUGACUACGAAGAGGAGGAGGACAAGGGAGAAGAGGACGAGGAUGAAGAGGAUACAGGGGAGGCCAACUUCGGGAACAGGACGUACGUGACCUCUAUCAUCAAUUCCCUCAAUCUGUUCAAGCCUCUGCCAGAUGGUGAGACAGUGCCUGAAUCUAACUCUCCAAAUACUACAACCGCUGAGCCAACGACUACCACAACUACAAGCACCCCUCCUCCUAUUACUACUACUACUACCUCUACAACCACUACUAGAGCUACUACAACUACCCUGCCUCCCACGACUACAAAAGAACCAGAUUUGAAUAUCCCCCCUGUUCCGACGACAUGCCCACCCCACUUCACACUCAUAGCCAAAGGAUGCUACAUGAUCAUUUCUGACACACGCCACUGGAGCUCAUGGGGAAGAGCGCAUGCUUUUUGCCAACAGUUCGACGGAGGGCUUGCGCAGCCUUAUAGAUUUGGGGCACUACAGAAGUACCUGUCGCGCCACUACUCCGACACAUUCUGGGUGGGAGCACACAAGCCAGGAAUGAAGUUUCUCUGGCUUAAUAACAGGAAAGUUGGACGGAAGGUGUGGAAGCAGGGGCAACCCUCAAAGCAUCCCAAGAAGAACUGUGUUUAUUUGGACAGAUGGUCAGGCUAUCAAGCAAGCAAUCAUUUCUGUGGUGAAAAAUACCCCUUCAUUUGUGAGGCCACUGAGGUGCAACUAUGAAGAAAAAAAAGUUAAUCAUCUGCAAGUAAAAAGAAAAGUCAGUCAUUGCACUUCAAAGCUUCCACUGUAGACUUAUUUUGUUACCAAAUAAAAAAAUAAAGCCUAUUUCUUUAGGUUAAUUCA